AUUGCCGAAGCUACAAAAGUGUGCCAUGCCCUCUCUCUCUCUUCCUUUCUAGGGUUUUCAGAUUCUAUCAAUUUUUUUUGACAGAGAAACUAACCAUUAUUGUACACCUUUUUAUAUAAAACAUAUACCGUACAUAGAUAUAUAUAUGAUUAGAUAGAUGUAUACGUAUACGCGGUGCUGAUUGGAACUACCUUUAUCUCAGAUUCGAACCUUCACUUUCAAGAAUCCCCAGAUCGGAUUGGUAUAUUUGAACUUUAUUCCACUUUUAUUUUGGAGCUCAAACUCGAAGACUCUGAAGACAAAAAUCUUAAGAUUUAGGUAUUUGUUGAACAUGGGCAGUAUUUUCUUACGAAAGAUCUGGCUUUGAAGGCCAAGGUGGUAUACUUAAAUGUUAUGCAAAAGCUGUUUGAGGAAUGUGAUUGUUCAAGCUGGGCAUCUAGGCGCAUUUCCGCAAAAGGGGUUGUUGCAAGUAAGCAGUACUGGAAAGAGGUCGAAUGAAGGUCUCAGCUUAACGUCUUGGUGGAACAGACAAUUUAAAACAAGUUUAAGGAUGAUGGUUGAUACAGGGGCAUCAACAAAACAGGGGACCAUCAUUGACAUGUUGCCAGAUAAAGACGAAGGUGGAUUUUCCAGCGGAGGAUGGAAAAGUGAAGAUGGAAAAUUGAGCUGGGGAUACUCAAGUUUCAGAGGAAAGAGAAUGACCAUGGAGGAUUUUUAUGAUGUUAAGACAACAAAGAUUGAUGGCCAAACAGUCUGCCUGUUUGGAAUAUUUGAUGGACAUGGUGGAUCUCGUGCUGCUGAAUAUUUAAAAGGACAUCUCUUUGAGAAUCUCAUGAAGCACCCGCAAUUUAUGACAGAUACCAAAGUGGCUAUAAGUGAAUCAUAUAAGCAGACUGAUACUGAUUUUUUGAAUUCCGAAAGGGAUACUUAUCGGGAUGAUGGUUCUACUGCCUCAACUGCAGUCUUGGUUGGUAACCAUCUGUAUGUUGCCAAUGUUGGAGAUUCACGUACCAUUAUCUCAAAGGAUGGACUAGCUAUUCCUCUCUCUGAGGAUCAUAAACCAAACCGAAGUGAUGAGAGGAAGAGAAUCGAAAGUGCAGGGGGUGUGGUAAUGUGGGCAGGUACUUGGAGAGUAGGUGGUGUGUUAGCUAUGUCUCGGGCUUUUGGCAACCGCAUGCUGAAGCAAUUUGUUGUGGCAGAGCCAGAGAUCAAGGAUAUAGAGAUGGAUGAAGAAAUUGAAUUGCUUGUGCUCGCAAGUGAUGGAUUGUGGGAUGUGGUAGCGAAUGAGGAUGCUGUUUCGCUUGCUCGGACAGAAGAAGAACCGGAGGCAGCAGCCCGAAAGUUAACAGAAGUUGCUUUCAAUCGUGGGAGUGCAGACAAUAUAACAUGCAUUGUGGUAAAGUUUCACCAUGACAAAGCAGAAGCAGAAGCAGCAUCUGCAGCAGCAGUCCCGGAGAAUGAUUGAAUAAAUUAUAGAGCCAUGUGUAGAGAUGGAGCAACAACAUAUGAGAGUAAAUGAUUUUAAUAAAUACACAUGCAAAAAAUGGCUGAUUUGCCGAUGAUGAAAUCAAUUUAUUGUUAUUCUUUUCUGUGGUUUUGUUUGUUUUGUUUUGUUGCUUGUUUUCUUAUUUUAUUUUAUUAACCUUAAAACCACCUACUGUGUGUGUGAUAUGUUCCUUUGUAGCAUAGCAUCUAUCAAUGUCUAUUUGCUUCAUUUGUCGGCCUUA
Humulus lupulus (European hop) is the source of this 1727-nucleotide messenger RNA. RefSeq names its product probable protein phosphatase 2C 76. Lineage: Eukaryota; Viridiplantae; Streptophyta; Magnoliopsida; Rosales; Cannabaceae. Gene Ontology annotation, cellular component: nucleus; cytosol. The record is from RefSeq and is a predicted model, not a curated record. Gene Ontology annotation, molecular function: protein serine/threonine phosphatase activity; cation binding. Gene Ontology annotation, biological process: protein dephosphorylation. Bases 389 to 1465 code for a protein of 358 amino acids. The transcript is spliced from 9 exons.